Argentina anserina (silverweed cinquefoil) is the source of this 1656-nucleotide messenger RNA. RefSeq names its product probable xyloglucan galactosyltransferase GT19. NCBI's taxonomy places the organism in Eukaryota, Viridiplantae, Streptophyta, Magnoliopsida, Rosales, Rosaceae. Bases 118 to 1494 code for a protein of 458 amino acids. Gene Ontology annotation, molecular function: glycosyltransferase activity. The transcript has a single exon. The record is from RefSeq and is a predicted model, not a curated record.
CCAAUUUUCCACGCUUGACACUCACCGCCAUGGAGGAGAGCCACACUCCACCGUAAAUCCAAAACUACCCAAAACUCCAAAUCUCUCACUUCUCCAUUUCUCAUUCCUCUCUCCACCAUGGCCUGCAACUUUUCUUCACUUCUCCCAUUCCUCCUCCUCUUCUUCUUCGCUUUGGUUACUUCCGAUCCCCUAAUAGAUGAAGCCGAAACAAACCCAACCGACUGCGCCGACCGUUGGAUCCACAUCCGACGCCUCCCCUCCACUUUCAAUCUCGAUCUCCUCUCCAACUGCUCCGCCUACCCCAUUUUCGGCGACUUCUGCCCCUUCCUACCCAACCACGGCCUCGGCCACAAGACCCACAACCUCUCCCAGAGCUGGUACCGCACCGACUCCCUCAUGAUGGAGCUCAUUUUCCACCGUCGGAUGCUCGAGUAUCCCUGCCUGACGUCAGAUCCCGCCCAGGCUGACGCCGUGUAUCUCCCGUACUAUUCGGGAAUUGACGCAAUGAAGUACCUCUACGGCCCCGAAGUCAACUCCAGCGCCGAUCAGGGGCUAGAGUUGUACCGCUUUUUGCGGGAGGAGGAUUCGCCGGAGGUGUGGGGCCGGCACUCGGGUCAUGAUCAUUUUAUGGUCAUGGCCCGUCCCGCCUGGGACUUCUCCCAGCCGUUGGAUUCCGACCCGCCGACUUGGGGGACGUCGCUAUUAGAGCUGCCGCAGUUUUUCAACGUCACGGCCCUGACGGUGGAGGCACGCGCCUGGCCGUGGCAGGAGCAGGCCGUGCCUUAUCCGACGUCGUUUCAUCCGCCGAAUUUGUCGUUGCUCCAGAGCUGGAUACAGAGGACAAGAAGGUCAAAGCGCACUUGCUUGAUGAUGUUUGCCGGCGGCGGAGGCGUGGGGUCGGGUAGCCCCAAUAUUAGGCGGAGUAUUAGGAGCGAGUGCGAGAAUAGCACGAGCAAUGUGACACACAAUGUCCACGGGAACGGCUUGUACGGCGGGGCCGGCGGGUAUCUGAAGCUGUGUGACGUUGUGGAUUGCUCUAAUGGGAUUUGUGAGCAUGAUCCUAUUAGGUUCAUGAAGCCAAUGCUGCAGGCGAGUUUCUGUCUGCAGCCACCUGGGGACACCCCGACGAGAAGGUCUAUUUUCGACAGCAUUCUCGCGGGGUGUAUCCCCGUGCUCUUCGAGGAUAUGUCCGCGAGAACACAGUACGGGUGGCACAUGCCGGCGGAUCAGUACCCCGAGUUUUCGGUGUAUAUACCGAAGGAGGAUGUGGUGUUCGGAGACACAAGGAUUCUGGACGUGCUUAGGAAUAUACCAAGAGCUAAGGUUAGGAAAAUGAGGGAGAAGGUGUUGGGGCUGAUACCAAGGAUCAUGUAUAGAAAGCAUGGGAGUUCUAUGGGAUUAAGAACUAAGAAAGAUGCUUUCGACAUUGCGAUUGAAGGUGUGUUGCAGAGGGUCAGGUCUAGGGUUCAUAGAGGUCAAGUUUUUGUUCGGUAACAUAGUUGAAUUUUUUUGCUUUCAAUUGUUGUCAUUAUGAAGUGUAAUUAUUAACUUGCUUAGUCUUUGUUUAGAUAUUAAUGUGUCCUACUUGAUUCAAUUUCAAGAGCCUCUUCUGUAUGGAAAUGUUCAAUAGAGAUACAUAUUACUGUCUUGGUUUAA